This is a messenger RNA of Didymodactylos carnosus, 714 nucleotides long. Lineage: Eukaryota; Metazoa; Rotifera; Eurotatoria; Philodinida; Philodinidae. The record is from the annotation of a GenBank genome assembly.
AUGAAAACCCAAUUAGGACUGUUCAGAAAAGGGUCAGCGAAUCUGUGGAUGAGCGUUACUUGUGAUGUUACGAUGGCACAAUAUCCAAAUAAAGUCGAUCAAUUUUCAAAUUUGAACUCCAAUCUAAUCUGCAUCAACUUAAUUCAAUCCAUGGACAGUCAAUUUGUUCUUCGUCGUGCUGAUCUUUCUGAUGCUGAAGCACUAGCUAAACUUUCUGAAAGAACAUAUCGAGAAACAUUUGUCGAAGUUUUUUGUGUUGGUUAUCCUGAAAAAGAUCUCAUUUGUAAUUUUCGUUCAUCAGCUGGUCCAGAGUGGUUCUCUAAGACAAUAGUUGAUUCACAUCAAGCUGUCUGGGUGAUAGAAGAUCAAACAAAUGGUGAACUUGUCGCUUAUGCUGUUGUUGGUCCUGCUCAUAUCAAUGACAUUCCUCGUCCUGAUCUGUGUUCAAAUCUCGAUGGAGCACUGAAUCAUUUGUUUGUUCAACGUAAUUGUCGAUCUCGUGGAUUGGGAAAAAAAUUAAUGAAUGUUAUCUUAGGUUGGUUAGAAGAACAUCAUCCAGGAAGACCGAUAUGGCUCAAUGUGUGGUCAGGAAACGUAAAAGCCCAGAAAUUUUAUACACCUUACGGUUUCAUCACAGUUGGGGAAGCUAAUUUUCCUGUUGGAGAAUGGACAGAUCAUGAUUUUAUUAUGAAACGUCAACCUAAUAAAGUUUAA